AUGAGUGAGAAAAUACCAGUUGAUUUAACUCAUUAUCUUGGGUCGAGUGAUAACCCAGGUAGUGUAAUCACGCCUAUUCAAUUGCGUGGCGGAAAUUACGAUGAGUGGGCACAAGAAAUCAGAAGGUCCUUGAUGGCUAAACGAAAGUUUGGAUUCGUGGAUGGCACAAUCAAACAGCCUACGGAUGCCACGAAAUUGGAAGAUUGGAUUGCGGUGCAGUCGAUGUUGGUAUCAUGGAUUACUAACACUCUUGAUGCGAAGCUUCGUCCUACAAUUGGUGACUAUGAUGAUGCUAGUGUAUCGUGGACGAAUUUGAAGAAUCGAUUUUGUGUCGUGGAGGAGAUUAGGGAGGAGGAUUACCUUCAUUAUUUUUUAAUUGGGUUAGAAGAACAUUAUGCUCCGAUUAGAGCACAACUUCUAGCUCAAUUACCUCUUCCGACGGUUGAUGUUGCUUACCAAAAUGUGGUGAUGACAGAGAGGCUUCGUGCUGGAGGUUUGAACAAGGAAAACAAGGAAUCUACCGUGGCGUUUCGGGUGGAUGCAAAGACGAAAUCGACGUUUGUUGACACAAGUAAUCUGUUUUGUGAUCAUUGCAAUCGUCAAGGCCAUGAUAAGAAAGGUUGUUUUCAACUAAUUGGCUACCCCGAGUGGUGGGGUGAGAGAGGCCGUGGCGGCAGGGGUCGUGGCCGAGGUGGAGGACGUGGCAGCGAUGGUCGGGGGUCACGUAACAGUGGCAGCAGUGGCUCGGCAUCGUCUGGCGCAUCCAAGCAGAAUUAUGUGCGUGCAAACAAAGUGGCGAGUGGAUCGUCUAAUGGGAAACAAUCGUCUGUCUCUCCGGAGGAUGCAUCAGGUUUAGUGGGUGUGAAUGCUACCCAAAUUCAACAAAUUUUGGAUAUCUUAAAUCCAAAAUCUAGACAAUUACAUGGUAAGGAAAAUUCGAUUCCUUGGAUUGUAGAUACGGGGGCAUCAAAUCAUGUCACAUGUGAUUUUUCUGUCCUCAUUAAUGUGAAGAGAGUUCAAACUUGUCCCAUUGGUUUGACCGAUGGAAAUUCAGCUAACGCGGAUCCAUUGGGAACGGUGAUAUUGCCGGGGGGAUUGAGAUUUGACAAUGUUCUUUAUGUUCCUCAAUUAACUUGCAAUUUAAUAUUUGUAACUCAAUUGAGUGAUGAGUCUAAUUGUACAAUGCAAUUUACUAACAAAAUAUGUGUUAUACAGGACCUGCAAACGAGGACGGUGAUUGGUGCGGGUGAACGCGUAGAUGGACUGUAUUUUUUUCCGUGGUGUUCCUCAAGUGAAGGUCUUAGCAGUGGAUAG
Messenger RNA from Chenopodium quinoa (quinoa), 1314 nucleotides. RefSeq lists its product as uncharacterized. The transcript is spliced from 2 exons. Lineage: Eukaryota; Viridiplantae; Streptophyta; Magnoliopsida; Caryophyllales; Amaranthaceae. Bases 1 to 1314 code for a protein of 437 amino acids. The record is from RefSeq and is a predicted model, not a curated record.